Messenger RNA from Fraxinus pennsylvanica, 3963 nucleotides. NCBI's taxonomy places the organism in Eukaryota, Viridiplantae, Streptophyta, Magnoliopsida, Lamiales, Oleaceae. The record is from the annotation of a GenBank genome assembly.
AUGGAAGGGGAUUCUGAACAACCACAAGUAGCAGUUGAAGUUCUCGAUGUAGAGGAAGGUGAGAUCUCAGAUUCCGUCUCAAUCGAAGAAAUUACCGAAGAGGCGUUUAAUUCUAAGCAAGAGCCGCAGCCGUCGUCUGCCAAUAUUAAUGUUAAUCCGAUUACCAGUGCUUCCAAUAAUACUAAUGUUAACAACAAUAAUAAUAAGGGUCAGAAUAGUGUUGGAGGAACAGGAACUAGGGUUUGGACUAUGAGAGAUCUGUACAAGUAUCAGAUGACUUCAAGGAAUUAUUCGGGCUUGUAUAAUUUGGCUUGGGCUCAGGCUGUCAACAAUAAGCCCCUUGAUGAGGUUUUAGUCAUGGUGGAGGAUAAUUCUAAUAAUAACAGUAAUAGUGACAAUAAUAACAAUAGCAGCAACUCGAAUUCGAAGCGGAUGGAAUCAGAGUGUGUGGAAUCUGCUGGGAUUGAAAAUAAAAUUGUGAUUGAUGUAGAGGACGAGGGUGAGAAGGAGGAAGGGGAAUUGGAGGAAGGUGAGAUUGAUUUGGACUCUGAGGGGGUUCUGGAGAAUAUGGGGAUUGAGAAUGAGGCUGAGCCUGGUUCAAAACAGAAUGUUGAGUCGGAGAAGAAGCAGUUUGAUUUGAUUAAGAAAGAGCUCGAGAGUCUGACUGCGGUUGAUGCAGAAAAAUCAUUUGAUGGACUGUGUUUGAGAUUGCGAAGCUUGAUGGACAGCGUGCAGGAAUUGGGUUCAGAAAGUUUGAUUGCUGAGAAAGAUGCUCUUGUUCAAAUGUUAUUUGGUGCAAUUCAGAUUGUUUAUUCUGUGUUCCGCUCCAUGAAUAAAAGUCAAAAAGAACAGAAUAGGGACAUCUUGUCAAGGUUCCUUGCUCAUGUAACGAGUCCAAAGGUGCCUCUUUUUUCCUUUCAGCAGUUGAAAAUGGUGGAGGUUAUUAGAUCUUCCAUGGAUUUUUCAGCUGCUUCUUUGGACCUUAAAGGCAACAACGUGGAUAUAGACAAACCAGUAGAUGAGGCGCCUAUCAAUACUGAUUCUGACGUGUUAUCUGACAACGCUAAUAAUGUUUCAACUAGCGUGAAGAAGAGUGAGAUGGAAUCUAUGUCUACUGGAUCAUCAGUUGUAAAUGAGUGUAGGGUUUCAUUAGAACGUGCGAAAUCAUUGGUUGGUAAUGCUAAUAAGCAUAAAGGAUUAGUAUUUCCCCUGCUAGACCUUCAUAAAGAUCACGAUGUCGAUAGUCUUCCAUCACCCACCCGAGAAACAUCUCCAUCUUUGCCCUUUGAUAAAGGAUUUGUAUUGGGACACGGGUUGGUGAAGCCAGAGUGGCCUGUGCCCAGACGAACUCUUGAGAGCGGAAAUGUUAUAAUACAUCCUAAUGAAACCGAUGCCGUCAACGCUUUUUCCACCUAUCAACAGAAAUUUGGUCGAAGUUCCAUUUUCAUGAGUGACAAGCUUCCGAGUCCAACUCCUUCGGAAGAAGGUGAUAGUGGGGAUGUUGAUAUUGGUGGGGAGGUUUCCAGUGCUUCUAUUCCUCGCAAUAUUGUUCCUGUUAAAACCUCAGUUAUUGGACAAUCAUCUUUUUCUUCUGUUGCCGAUAUGGAUAUCUUUUCUGGACAAGAACAUAGCAGUGCUAGGACCACUAGCCCCAUGACUCCUUUGCCAAAUCCUGUGUUGAAAUCUUCAUCGGCAAAGAGUAGGGACCCUAGGCUUAGACUGGUCAAUUCUGAUGCAGGUGCCGGGGACCUAAAUAAAUCCCUUUUACCUAUAGAGAGAACUGAGCCCAAAGUAGAGCCUUUAGGAAUGAUGAGUUCAAGGAAGCAGAAGACAGUCAAUGAGCCAGUUUUGUUUGGUCCUGCAUUGAAAAGGCAAAGAAACGGUCUGCAUACUGUUACUGGAACUGGUGGUUGGUUGGAGGACCGAGGAUCAGUUGGAACGCAGGUAAAAAAUGGAAACUCUGGAAUUGAUAUGAGAAAAUCGGAAGAUACAGUAACUUGCAUUAGUUCCAGCAGUAUUACUACUACUGAGAAAGGCAAUGGAAAUGAGAAGUUCCAAUGUGUAGGUUCCUGUGCCACCUUACCAGUAACAAGCCCAAUCACAAGCCUGCCAGCUACAGGUCCAUCCACAAGCCUGUCGGUAACAGGUCCAUUCGCAAGCCUACCGGUAACAGGUCCAUUCGCAAGCCUACCAAGCUUGCCAGUGACAGAUCCUAAUAAUACAGCUUCCCUUCAUUCUCUGUUGAAAGAUAUAGCUGGGAACCCAUCUAUAUGGAUGAACAUACUUAAGAUGGAACAGUUAAAGUCUGUUGAUUCUAUCAAAAGUGUGACAUCACCACCAACCUCAAAUUCUAUACUGGGAGCAGUUCCAUCAAUUAAAGUACCUGCAUUCAAGCCACCAGUGGCUGGACACCUAUCAGCAGGAUUACUUAAGUCUCCUCUGCAGGCAGUUUCUAUGGAAGAAUCUGGAAAAGUGCGCAUGAAACCUCGUGACCCACGCCGUGUUCUUCAUAAUGGUACAUCUCAGAAGUGUGGGACUGGGGGACUUGAUCAACCGAAAAUUAAUCCUGCAGUCAGUCAGGGAAUGACGAGCAGCUUGGGUGCCCAAAAGCAGGAGGAUCAGUUGGAUAGGAAGUCCGUGUUUUCAAGUCCAACUGCUGCACCUGAUAUUACACGGCAAUUCACUAAAAACUUGAAAAACAUCGCAGACAUCCUGUCUGCAUCUCAAGCAUCUAUAUCUCCGCCAAUAGUUCCUCAGGCUUCGUCAUCACAACCAGCACAAGUUUAUCAAGGUAAAAUGAAGACUAAGGGUGUAGUGUCUGAGUCCAGCAACCUUAGAAGUGGAAUUGGCUUAGCUUCUCAAGAAGUGACUGCAGCCUUAUCACGACCACAGAAUGCGUGGGCGGAUGUGGAUCAUCUGUUUGAGGGAUUCGAUGACCAGCAAAAAGCAGCUAUUCAGAGAGAAAGGACACGGAGGAUUGAAGAACAGAAGAAAAUGUUUGGUGCUCGCAAGCUCUGUCUUGUCUUGGAUCUGGAUCACACACUUCUAAAUUCGGCCAAGUUUGUUGAAGUAGAUCCGCCUCAUGAUGAAAUCUUGAGAAAGAAAGAGGAACAAGAUCGUGAAAAGCCUCACAGGCAUCUAUUUCGCUUUCCUCAUAUGGGAAUGUGGACCAAAUUGCGACCAGGGAUAUGGAAUUUCUUGGAGAAGGCUAGUAAGCUAUAUGAACUGCAUCUGUACACCAUGGGGAACAAGUAUUAUGCCACAGAGAUGGCUAAACUACUUGAUCCAAAAGGGGAGUUAUUUGCUGGUCGAGUCAUCUCUCGUGGUGAUGAUGGUGAUUCUUUUGAUAGUGAAGAUAGGGUUCCCAAGAGCAAGGACUUGGAGGGUGUCUUGGGUAUGGAGUCAGCUGUCGUAAUUAUAGAUGAUUCUGUGCGAGUCUGGCCACACAAUAAACUAAACUUGAUAGCUGUUGAACGGUAUAUUUAUUUUCCAUGUAGUAGACGGCAAUUUGGGCUGCCCGGCCCUUCUCUCCUUGAGAUUGAUCAUGAUGAGAGACCAGAAGAUGGGACUCUGGCCUCUUCUCUUGCGGUUAUAGAGAGAAUACACGAGGCCUUUUUUUCACAUCAGUCCUUAGAUGAAGCUGAUGUUAGAAACAUCUUAGCUUCUGAACAACAUAAGAUUCUGGCUGGUUGCCGCAUUGUCUUCAGCAGAGUAUUUCCAGUCGGUGAAACAAAUCCUCACAUGCAUCCAUUGUGGCAGACGGCUGAACAAUUUGGUGCCGUUUGCACUAAUCAGAUAGAUGAGCAGGUCACCCAUGUAGUUGCCAAUUCUCUUGGGACUGAUAAGGUGAACUGGGCCCUUUCCACAGGAAGAUUUGUUGUGCAUCCUGGCUGGGUGGAAGCAUCAGCUUUGCUUUAUCGGAGAGCCAACGAGCAAGAUUUUGCCAUUAAACAACCACAAUAA